AUGGCUUCAGGAUCGUUUUGGGACCGAAUAAACGGGUUUCCUGCAUUUCAAACAUCAUUACUAUGUAUCAUCCGUCUAGGUGAACCUAUGGUUUUCACGUCGAUAUUUGCAUACAUUUUCUUUAUGAUUCAGGAUUUCAAGAUCGCCAAGACACCUGCAGAAAUUGCAACAUAUGCCGGUUAUUUACUGGCAUCUUUUGCCAUCUUCCAGUUUUUGUUUUGCGUGCAAUAUGCACAAGCUUCGACCAAAUUUGGCAGAAAACCAGUAUUGUUAUUCGGUGUCUUGGGCACCGGUGUGUCAAGUUUAUUAUUUGGAUUUUCACAAAGCUUCACUAUGGCCAUGAUAGCCCGAUCAAUGAUGGGUGCAUUGAAUGGGAAUAUAGCUGUUUUAAGAGUAGCCAUAGGAGAAGUAGCAGUGGAGAAGAGACACGAGAGCUUAGCAUUCUCGAUGUUGGCCAUGACUUGGGGAGUAGGUUCAAUUAUUGGACCAUUAAUUGGAAGUAGUCGGUAUCUCACCAGACCCAAAGCUUUAAACAAUUUGAACAUCUUGGGUUAUGAUGCAUUCGUAGAGAAGUUUCCCUAUGCCUUGGCAAACAUUGUACUUGCAGGAUAUCUUUUCACCAGUUUUGUGCUUGGUUUAUUGUUCUUGGAAGAGACAUCGGUUGACCAUAAAAACAGAAGAGAUUAUGGUUUGGAAUUGGGAGAUAUUAUUUUGGGAAAACUUUUUGGAAAAAAGAUGCCAACUAGGCCAUGGACUGUUUUGGCUCAAGAGCAACAGUUGGGAAGUACAACUUAUUCCGAAGCAAGCGAGGAUGAGAGGAACCCGUUGAUUCCAUCAAAUCAAGUAUAUUCAGCGGUUGAAGACCAAGAUCGCGAAGGAGAAGAAGAAGAAGAUGAAGAAGAAGUUGAUGAAUAUAAUGACCCUCCUCUUGUGUCUCUGAGAUUUGGCGAGGCAGCUCGUCGUAGAUACUCAUCUGAGCAAUUGGGACCCGUUCUUUCAAAUGAUGCAAAGUCAUUUAUCUCCACCAACCUCAAACAAUCUUUUACUAAGGAGGUCCUUACUUUCCCCGUGAUCCAAACAGUGACAUCGAACUUUCUUCUUUGCUUUCAUGCAAUCCUUUAUUCUGAGUUUUAUCCCGUUUUGCUUGCAAGUCCCUAUCUUGCUGAACAGUUGAAAUUCCCAUUUGUUUUGACGGGAGGGUUUGAAUGGAAUACACAGGAUAUAGGUCAUUUGCUUUCAACUACAGGGAUAAUGGGUACUUUAACUGUGUUGAUCGUGUUCCCCAUUUUGGACCACCAUUUGAAAUCGAUUACAAUACUAAGAAUCUCGUUUGUGUUGGUCCCAUUGGCAUACUUUGUUAUCCCAUACAUCUUGUUUGCCACUAAAUAUGCCACUGUGUCACUCUAUGCGGCCAGUUUGAUACAAACAAUACUGGUUUCUAUAAGCUUUGCAUCCUUGAUGAUUCUCAUACAUAGAGCAUCGCCAAAAAAGCAUAGACCUUUGAUUAAUGGAGCUAAUUUAAGUUUGAAUUCGCUCGCGAGAGGAAUUAGCCCGCUUUUGUUUGGCCAUUUCAUGACCUGGUGUGAUGAAAGAAAAGCAGGAGAGGUGCCUUGGAUAGUUUUAUCUAUAAUUGCACUUUUGUGUUUGAUACAAUCCUUUACUAUGAAAGACUAUGGCGAAGAUGAAGAUGAAGAUGGACAAGAAAGAGGAGACGGCGUGAUAGAAGCAUAA
Molecule: messenger RNA, 1731 nt
Organism: Lodderomyces elongisporus
Lineage: Eukaryota; Fungi; Ascomycota; Pichiomycetes; Serinales; Debaryomycetaceae
Exons: 1
Coding region: 1-1731 (576 amino acids)
Biological process (GO): transmembrane transport
Molecular function (GO): transmembrane transporter activity
Source: RefSeq, a predicted model, not a curated record